Messenger RNA from Neurospora crassa OR74A, 3025 nucleotides. RefSeq lists its product as hypothetical. The record is from RefSeq and is a predicted model, not a curated record. Gene Ontology annotation, biological process: transmembrane transport. Lineage: Eukaryota; Fungi; Ascomycota; Sordariomycetes; Sordariales; Sordariaceae. Gene Ontology annotation, molecular function: transmembrane transporter activity. The transcript is spliced from 4 exons. Gene Ontology annotation, cellular component: membrane. The coding region runs from base 771 to 2636 and encodes 621 amino acids.
GUCGCGGGCCACAUGGAACUGAAACCUGGAAGCGAGGUUUCUUCUUCACCCUACCUUUUGCUUCCCUGGGUGUGGCUUAGGUUUUCAGUUCCAUUUCCCAUCAUCUCCGUCCCAGGGGCAUCCCGCUCCCCCUUCGUCCACAACUUUCCCCCCCUCUUUCAUCCCUCCAUCCCGUUAUCGUUCUUCCCGGGUAAGCGGUUGCUGCACUCUGACGAAACAUCGAUAUCAGACGAGGCGUGUACUGGCUUUGCUCAAGAACCACAAAAUCUCUACAGCUUUGCUCGCAUUAUAUCUGGGCUCCCAUAUUCUGAUAGGAUAAAACAUACUUGAAUGAUCUGCCAGUUGGAAUCAAUCGAUCAAUCCAUCACCAAUAGACCCGUUGCAGCAGCAUCUGGUACAGGACAUAUAUCGGGCCGCGCCAGCGAACCAUCAUCUCUACUCCGGCAGUAGCUUGCGACGAGAUAAGAAACCCUACGCGCAUGUGCUUUUUUCCUGUUAGUGCGAGCAUUGCCAACUAAAAAGUAAUUCCGCCCAUGGCGCAAUAGCGUUUGUUGUCACACACGGUUCUUUCACUCUUAACUCUCCUCUUACUUUUCACUCUCACUUUCAAUCCUCUCUUUGCUGAAUACACAGCUUGGGCUUGCAGACUGAUCUUGAGUGUCACGCUCGAGACGGAUACUGUGCUCGAGCACGCAAGAACACCAGGCGUUGAAAGGUAACGCUGGUGGGACCCGAGGCGGCAACACAUCAACGCCCGGACUGGGUCCAAUAUGGCUACACACAGCGGCUUUCCGGAUUCGGAUCCCGCAUCAACUCUGAGUCGGGGCACUGCGAUGGAUUCCCAAGGCAUGGACUCAGAUACAACGACACGUCUUCGCGAUACCCUCAAGACAAACGGGCUCACGGACAAUGACACCGAAGCGACGGGCCUGUUGGGUCCUGACGGCGGCCAUGAUGCUCGCAAGGACAGCUGGGCCGCAAUGAAGGACUUUGAUGGGCUACCAUGGUGGAGAAAACCAGCUGUCUGGUGGCUGGUAGCACCUUAUGCCAUGUUCACCUUGGCCUUUGGAGGCUCUUUGGUCCCCAAGAUUAAUCUAAUCAUCACUCUCAUAUGUGACCGGUACUUUGCCGAUAGAUCAGCAGCAGAUCCUAGCUUCGUCUUCACACCUGUUAUCCACGGCGGCAACAACCCCCAAUGCAACACCCCCGACGUACAGCGCCUAGUUGCAAGCUUCACCUUGUGCAUGAGCGUUUUGGUGGGCAUAAUCAGCGCUUUCACUGCACCCAAGCUCGGAGCACUCUCGGAUCGAUAUGGUCGCACAUCGAUGGUGGCCAUCUGUUCCGUCGGUGGCGUCGUUUCCGAGAUUACGGUCAUCUUGGCUGGGAAGUAUCCAGAUACCGUUCACUACAGCUGGAUUUUGCUCGGCGCCUUUUUCGACGGCCUGGCCGGUUCCUUCACUGCUGGCAGCGUCCUCAUCCACUCGUAUGCCAGCGAUUGUACGCCCCCAUCCAAAAGAGGCGUUGCCAUUGGUUAUCUCCACGCGUGCCUGUUCACCGGCCUCGCCUUCGGUCCUCUCCUAGCCGGCUAUUUCGUCAAGUGGACAGGAUCCCUUUUGUCCAUCUUUUACGUUACCCUUGGUUGCCACAUCGUCUUCAUCCUGUUCAUCUACUUCGUCACCCCCGAAUCGCUCUCCCGGAGGCGGCAGCUCCUCGCACGCGAGAAAUACGCCAGGGAGCAGGAGGCCCUCGGGGAAGUUCCCCGUUGGGCAGCCGCGGUGUCCAAGUUCAUCCCUUUUGGCAAGCACUUUGGACAUGGCGUGCGCUCUGUGCACAGGGCGAAUCCUUUUGCUCCGUUGAAGGUCCUGUUUCCAUCGGGUCCUCAACAUAAGCGCCUGCGUCGCAAUCUUGUCACGCUGGCACUCAUCGACAUGUCCAUCCUUGGAGCUGCCAUGAGCUCCGGCACGAUCUUGAUCUUGUACACAGAAUUUGUCUUUGGCUGGGGAAACCUCGAGGCCUCGCGGUUCAUGUCCCUGGUCUCGAUGGUCCGGAUCUUCGUUCUCAUUGGCAUUUUCCCCGUCAUCAAUUACAUCUUCCGCACUCGGCCUGCAGCUCGCCGAAGGAGGGAGUCUGGCAACUUGCCGGUUGACGAGAAGAAUGUCGGCGCCGACGAACUGGACGUCUGGGUUCUGCGCAGUGCCCUGAUCUCCGAUGUCAUCGGCAUUGGCGGGUACAUAUUUGCUCGUACCCAGGAGUGGUUUAUCCUGUCAGCCGUCAUUGCAGCCUUUGGGGGGCUCGGAUCGGCAUCGAUUCAGGCCUCUAUAAGCAAACAUGUCCCUACUGAGCGGGUGGGACAGUUGCUGGGAGCUGUUGGGCUGCUUCAUGCCCUGGCACGUGUCUUCUUCCCCAUCAUCUUCAAUGGGCUGUAUGCAGCGACCGUGUCGACGUAUCCGCAGGCGUUCUUUGUGUUGCUGUGUUCUAUCUUUGCGGUAGCGCUGGUAGCGUCUUUUACUGUUAGACCUCAUGUAUUCAUAGCAGAGGAUGAUGAGCCUAGACCUUCGUCAGCUGGUUCAGGAUCGACACGAAUUAGGCAGAGGCAGGAUCUGUUGGAGGAUGAGGAGGUUAUACCUGGCUUGUAAGAUCUAGUAUGUCAUGCUUAUUUGUAGCCCUUUCGCAAUCUCCCCUUGGCAUUUUAGUUGUAUGUAUGUGUGGAUAGAUUUCUCUACACCAGGCGGUUUUUGUUUUUUGUUGCUUAUAUCGCGUGGAUGCUGUAUCUAUCAAGGCGGCUUUUAUUUCUUGUUGUUCAUAUCGCUUGGAUGCUCUGCCCAGUGCCUAGAAAUGUGAAUCUUCUGUUAAGACGGGAAACACCACUUGAAGGAUUGUACUGUGUGAACUCCUCUCAUUUAUCAAUGAUCAGAUACAUGUGUGUAUAGGUUGGCGAUAGUGUCGACCUCAAAGGCCAGUGCAUUAGUAGUCGUUGGAGUUGACCAGCUUACCUAGUUUGGGAAUUAUCUCUCAUAACACCAAG